UUUUCCUAUGUGACUAUGUGGUGGAACAAUUUGGAACUAGCAAAAAAUUUGAGGUUUAGUAGAGACAGAGUAAUGGAGUGCUUCUUUUGGACCGUUGGAAUGGCCGUUGGAAUGGCCUUUGAGCCACAAUUUAGCAGAUGUCGUAAAGGAUUAACAAAAGUGACUUCAUUCAUUACCACCAUUGAUGAUGUGUAUGAUAUUUACGGCACUUUGGAUGAAUUGCAGCUAUUUACAGAAGCUAUUGAGAGAUGGGAUGUCAAUGCUGUGAAAGAUCUUCCAUAUUAUAUGAAGUUAAGUUUCCUUGCUCUAUAUAAUACUGUCAAUGAGAUGGCUUACGAUACUCUCAAGGACAAUGGAGAAAUUAUUAUUCCUCACCUGGCCAAAGCAUGGGGUGAUUUAUGCAAAGCAUUUUUGCAAGAAGCAAAGUGGGCCCACAACAAAUCUACACCGUCAUUUGAAGAAUAUAUUGAAAAUGGAUGGCGAUCUGUAUCAGGAACUGUUAUACUUAUACUUGCUUUCAUUCCCUACUCAAUUACGAUCAACUCUUGAAAUGGCCAUCCCUUA
This is a messenger RNA of Jatropha curcas, 564 nucleotides long. The record is from RefSeq and is a predicted model, not a curated record. NCBI's taxonomy places the organism in Eukaryota, Viridiplantae, Streptophyta, Magnoliopsida, Malpighiales, Euphorbiaceae.